AUGACCAUUACCAACAUACAGACAGGAGAUCAAGAACCCAGCCUCCUGCACCGCUCUCUUAUCGAACGCCCUCAAAAAGUCAUCUCUGGGUCAGGCAUCUACCUAACACUGGCUGAUGGUUCUCGCAUCCUCGAUGGAUGCUGCGGCGCCGCCGUGUCAGUCAUCGGCCAUGGCAAUAAACAAGUCCAGGAUGCCAUUAUGCAGCAGUACUCGAGUAUCGAAUACGUGCACACCAUGGCUUACACGACAUCCAGCGCAGAGGAAUUAGCUGAUGCCCUCACCGAGUUGAGCAAGCCUUUUGGUUUGACCAAGGCCUACUUUGUUUGUUCCGGUAGUGAAGCCGUGGAUGCGGCCAUGAAGCUUGCGAGGCAAUAUCAUGUCGAAAACGGCCAGCCGCAGAGAAAGAGGUUUGUUGCUAGGAGACAGGCAUAUCAUGGCAAUACCAUUGGGGCCAUGAGCGUGAGCAGUAACUUACCGAGGAAAGUCCCUUAUGAUGGCGUCUUGACGCUUGACAAUGUGAGCUUCGUCAGUCCGGCAUACGCAUAUCGCGGUCAGCGAGAUGCCGAGACAGAGGGACAGUACGCUGCUCGGUUGGUUCAGGAGCUGGACGAGGAGUUUCAGCAGGUAGGCCCUGAAACGGUCAUUGCUUUCGUGGCGGAAACUGUGGGAGGAGCAACUGCGGCUUGUAUCACUCCUCCAAGGGGAUAUUUCGAAGGUGUCAGGAAAGUGUGUGAUCGAUAUGGCAUCUUGCUCAUCCUGGACGAAAUCAUGUGUGGGAGUGGCCGGACGGGGUCGUAUCUCGCCUUUGAGCGAGAAGGUGACGUGAGGCCGGAUCUCGUUACGUUGGGUAAGGGUCUGGGGGGAGGAUAUGCGCCUAUUGCGGGCGUCUUGAUUAGUGAAAAGGUCGUCCAAGUCUUGAAAAGGGGCUCGGCGAGUUUCAUUCAUGGGCAUACCUACCAAGCUCAUCCGGCGUGCUGCGCGGCGGGCUUGGCUGUUCAGCAAAUCAUUAAACGUGAUGAUUUGGUGGCGAAAUGUCUCUCCAGGGGAGCUCUUUUGGAAUCCAGACUGCGCUCUGUUCUCGGAGACGCAAAGUAUGUGGGAGAGAUUCGCGGCAGAGGCUUGUUCUUGGGGAUCGAGUUUGUGCAGGGCAGAGCAUCCAAGCAGCCGUUCAAGCCAGCGGUCAAGUUUGCUAGUAGGAUGCAAGAAGCAGCUCAUAGUCGCGGCCUAGCUGUGUAUCCGGGGUCGGGGACUGUAGAUGGAGUGAAUGGCGAUCAUAUUAUUCUGGCACCACCGCUGACGAUAACGGAAGAGGAGGUUGAGGAGAUUGUGAGGCUGUUGAAGAUGGCGUAUGACGCAGUAGAAGAAGAUCUGGGUGUAAGACACGUCCCAAUAUACGUCGGCUUCUACUCCACACACGUGAAUCGAGGUGUCACUUGGCCAAACGAGCAGCCACGGCCGUUUGCUCGCAGCUGGGACCCCGAGCUUUUGAGCGAUGCUGCAUCUACUUAUACCCUCAUCUCCCUCACUCUCUCGAUAAUUCUCCUUGUCUACACCCACCAAGAAGACAACCUCCCCCUGCAAUCCAAGAGACCAUUCUCAACACGACAAACUCACAUUCUCUCCAUCAACCAUCGCACCAUCAAAAUGUGUAACUGGGACACCUACCUCUACAUGUGCGGAUGCUUCGACGUGAAGCUCAGAUCCCAGUGCCAGCCUGCCCGCCAGGAAGACUUCGAAUUCUGCAGCGCCAGCGGGCAAACCGUCAAGGCGGCGUGGUGCUAUGCCCAGCCGUAUCUCUGUGGGCGAUGCAGGCGCAUGGAAUAUCAGUCGGGACGUCCAGUUAGACGCUACAUUCCGGCCUGGAACGAAAUGGCUCCUGUUGCCCAAAACAUGGCUGCACACAGAGCGAGGGCUCGGCAUUGA
This is a messenger RNA of Trichoderma harzianum CBS 226.95, 1923 nucleotides long. RefSeq lists its product as hypothetical. Lineage: Eukaryota; Fungi; Ascomycota; Sordariomycetes; Hypocreales; Hypocreaceae. Gene Ontology annotation, molecular function: transaminase activity; pyridoxal phosphate binding. The transcript is spliced from 3 exons. Gene Ontology annotation, cellular component: cytosol. The coding region runs from base 1 to 1923 and encodes 640 amino acids. The record is from RefSeq and is a predicted model, not a curated record.